AUGCACAGUUGGAGGGUAAAGUUCGUGUCGAAAAAUUUUCUAAAUUACAAAAUCAACUUCACAUCUCAGAGGGCAUUGUUCAGUAAAUCCUCAAAUGAAAAUGAAUCCUUAACUAAGGCCGGUUAUAAAGUUGCCUACGUCCUGGCUAAAAGUGGCAAACCGUUUACAGAUGGUGAAGUAGUGAAGGAAUGUUUGUUGGAGGUGGCUGAGGAACUUUGCCCAGAAAAGUCGAAACAAUUUAAAAAUGUAGCUUUGGGUGCAAAAACCAUUGCCCGCCAUGUUGCAGACAUGGGUGAAAACAUUGUGACUCAAAUAGCGAAAAAUGCAAGCAAGUUUCGCCAUUUUUCAAUUGCAAUGGAUGAAUCGCUGGACAGCUGUUCCACCUCUCAACUGCUUGUGUUCAUUAGAGGUGUGGAUGAAGACAUGAACAUAACACAAGAGCUGGCUUCCCUACAUAGCAUGUAUGGCACUGUUACCGGAGAGGAUACAUUCAAUGAAUUGAAAAAAACAGUUGCUGAUUAUAACUUGGACUGGACUAACCUCAGUUGCCUGACUGUUGAUGGAGGAAAGAACAUGAGUGGCAUAAAGAAAGGCUUGGUUGGACAAGUGAAGCAGAUGUGUAAUGAGAAAAACAUUCCACAACCAAUGUUCCUGCACUGUAUUAUUCACCAGCAAGCUUUGUGUGCUAAAUAUGUGGACAUUAGCAGUGUACUGAAUCCUGUGGUGAAGAUGGUGAAUUUAAUAAGGUCAAAUGGGCUCAACCAUAGACAGUUCAGAGACAUGUUGAAAGAUACUGACACAGAAUCGCAAGAUUUGCCAUAUUACACAGCAGUAAGAUGGCUAAGUUGUGAGAAAGUUAUGAGCAGAGUAUUUGAAUUAAGAAAGGAAAUAGGUGACUUCCUGGAAAGUAAAGGCAAGCCACAGCCAUUACUAUCUGAUGAAGAGUGGGUAUGGAAAUUGGCCUUUGCUGCAGACAUAACUAGUCAUUUAAAUUUUCUGAACCUAAAACUACAAGUAGAGAAAAAUCUAGUUUCUGAUCUAUUCACCCACCUAAAGGCCUUCAGAUCUAAACUUGUCUUGUUUUUGGAACAAGUACAGGCCAACAACUUGACGCACUUUCAGCAGUGCAAGGUCUUCAUGGCUGAAGCAACAGCUGAGUUCCCCACGUCAUUUGCAUGCGAGAUCAUCAAAGACCUCCAGCUGCAGUUUCAGGAGCGGUUUUCUGACUUGGAUUCAAAGGCAGAAGAAGUGAGACUGUUUCAAAACCCAUUUGAGGCAGAUGUGGCCAAUUGCCCAGAUGAACUGCAGCUGGAGGUCAUUGAGUUGCAAGCAAAUGACUUCCUUAGCGACAAGUUCAAAGAAGGACUGGUGGGUUUUUACCAGUUUUUGCCUAAGGAAGACUUUCCUAUUGUCAAAACUUUUGCAUCAAGGUACCUUUCAAUCUUUGGAACAACAUACUUGUGUGAACAAACAUUUUCAAGAAUGAACAAUUUGAGAACAAACUUGUCUGAUGAUAAUCUCCUGUUGAUGUUAGGGACAUCAAAUCUAAAGCCAGAAAUGUCUGCUAUUUUGGCAUCCAGGAAACCAUUUCACCAUUCCCACUAA
Messenger RNA from Erpetoichthys calabaricus (reedfish), 1605 nucleotides. Its product is annotated as general transcription factor II-I repeat domain-containing protein 2A-like. NCBI's taxonomy places the organism in Eukaryota, Metazoa, Chordata, Cladistia, Polypteriformes, Polypteridae. The transcript has a single exon. The record is from RefSeq and is a predicted model, not a curated record. The coding region runs from base 1 to 1605 and encodes 534 amino acids.